AUGGCUGAGAAACCAACCGUCCUCCUGAUUGGGGGCCUGGGCUACAUUGGCCGCUUUCUCGCCCGAUAUAUUCACGACAACAAGUUGGCCUCGGACAUUCGCAUUGUCGACAAGGUCCUCCCGCAAUUGGCAUGGCUGGCCCCCGAGUUCGAAGAGGCUUGCUCGCCGGCCAACUUUGUGCAAGCCGAUGCCUGCAGAGAGCAAUCCAUGGGCCGCAUCUUUGACCGGGCCGACGGCAAGCAAUGGGAUUACGUUUUCAACUGCGGCGGCGAGACACGCUACUCACAGGACGACGAGGUGUAUCGGCUACGAUCGCUGGGCCUGUCGCUAGCAGUCGGCCGCGAGGCGGCCAAGCGCGGCGUCAAGGCCUUUGUCGAGAUGAGCACUGGCAUGGUGUACAAGCCCGACUCCAAGACCAGCGAGGAGACCGACAAGCUCAAGCCUUGGAGUCGCAUCGCUGUUUUCAAGCUGGAGGCCGAAGAGGAGCUGGCCAAGAUCGAAGGGCUCAAUCUCAUCAUCAUCCGCCUCGCCCACGUAUACGGACCGUAUGCGUCACAGUGGGUGGCGACGGCUCUGUGUAUGGCUCGUGUCUACCAGGCCCUCGAAGAAGAGAUGAAGUGGCUGUGGACCAAGGACCUGCGCACUAACACCGUGCACAUCGACGACGUGACCCGCUCGCUCUGGGAUGUCACCACUUGGUAUGCCGAGAAGGGCGGUCGCGAGAGCUGGGACGCCAAGGCCACGGGCAGCACGGUGCCCCUGUUCAACGUUGUCGAUAAGGGCGCGACGACACAGGGCACAAUGGCGGUGCUCAUCGGCAAGAUCUUCGGGAUCAAGACGGGCUUCCAGGGCCAGAUAAUCAGCACGUUUGCGCGGCUUAACAUGGACAGCGUGGUCGAGGACGUCAACGACGAGCUUCUGGGGCCGUGGGCCGACCUUCUCACGGACGCAGGCAUCACGCGGCCGGGCCCCCUUACGCCAUUUAUGGAAAAGGAGCUCCUCAAGGACACGGACCUGAGCAUGGACGGAAGCCGCUUGGAGCGUAUCGUCGGGUUCAAGUACUCGAAGCCGGAGAUCACGGAGGAGCUGGUGGAGGAGGUGAUUGAGAGCUACAAGAAGAUGAACUGGUGGCCUUAG
Molecule: messenger RNA, 1137 nt
Organism: Grosmannia clavigera kw1407
Lineage: Eukaryota; Fungi; Ascomycota; Sordariomycetes; Ophiostomatales; Ophiostomataceae
Product: NAD dependent epimerase dehydratase family protein
Exons: 3
Coding region: 1-1137 (378 amino acids)
Source: RefSeq, a predicted model, not a curated record